UAGUUACCAUACAGUAUGAGGCUUUCUUGUGUUAGUAUUAAACAAUGAUCAGAUGAAUUAUUCGUUAAAUUGAUAUCUCAGAAAUACUUUAUACAUGUAUAAAUUUUGCCCGGUAUAAUUUAAUUCAUUCGGAGCCUACCAAAAAAAAAAAAAAAAAAUGCCUUGAAGAAAUAGUCAGUUGUAAAUAUUAUUUUAAAAAUUGCAAAUUAAGUCUUCAUUUAGUUUAUUUAUACCCUUUAAUCUCUUUAUUAAGCGGACAGUGUUACAUACUGUUGAUACAUACAAUACAGUAUGGAAGUUUUGUUUACAGUGACAUAAGAAAUAUGUUUGCCAGUGCCUUAGAUAUAUAGCAGCCUGUGGUAUUGAUUAAGGUUGAAUCAUGUCUCUAUGUAAAACUGUAUACACACACUGCGAAAAUGUUUUUCAUUCAUACUUGACUCACUCAGGCUGAACUGCCAUGGAGAUAACAGAAUAAUGUAGCCGAUUAUCUAUCAUACAUAAAAAGUGUAAACAUACAGAUUGUAUUUCAUAGUGCAGCGAAAAUAUCUAGGAUUAUAUUUCAUUUUUUGCCAAAAGUCUGAGCUGAUUAAAUUGAAGUUUUUCAUGGAUUACAAAAAUUAAGAAAGUCAUGUUAACCAAACUCCAGUCAUGAAAUAGUGGUUAAAACAACGAAAACAGUUGUACUAGAUCUCAUGCGUAUAAACCACAGUUUAGAAGUGGGACGAAAAAUGAUGAGAAGGAUCUAACUAAGAUGAUAUUGGAGAUACAUACAAGCAGAAUAUGAGGAUGAAAUCGAACAAUAUGUUUCGAGACCAGGUGAACUCGGUGACGACGUGGUUUGGCAGUUGGAGCACUUGUGAGCAAACUGUGGUACUCUACUCACUGCUCAAGUUAAUUCCGCCGCGUCAUUGUCGGUUCUUAGUGCAAAUGCUACAGCAGAGAAUAACUGACGAUAAAGAUGUAGAAAUACAAGAAGAUGAAGCAAAUGAUCCAGUGUACAUCUGCAAACUUCAGCAAGAACCGAAGGAAAAGGCAAUUCAGGAACUUUUGAUACACCUUCCAUUACUACACUCGGGAAACACAAAAGCCAAAAAUGAGUACCUUAACCUUAUACCCCAUAUCCUCUCUCAUUCCAUUGAAAAUGGCGUCUUUAUUGAAGAAAGUCGUCAGUUGUUGUCUUACUCUCUCAUACAUCCUGCCAUUACAUGUGAAGAAAGGUCAAAGUUCAACAUGUGGCUGGGCCACUUGGACGAACGAUUCAGUAAUAGUCAGUUUCAUUCACCUUCACAACAAACUCAAGGUCAGCCUGACAAUCUUCAAGGUCAGGUGCCUUUUUCACAUCAGCCGGAGAGCGGGAACUCGUUACGGACUCAUGUGACUCUAGCAAAGACAAAUUCUAUAGGAAAUGCACAGAUAAAUGGAUGGAAUAGCAGUGUAUUUCAGUCUAGUGAAUCACUGAACUUGAAUGGCCUUGAUGGACAAGGUCAGACCGGUAGUCAUGGCAAUAUCCAUGGUAACGGAAGGGUUCAACCUGGGCAGCACUUGCAGACAAGUGUAGGCGGUGUAUCUGGUCAUAUGCCGCUGCAGGCGACCCUGUCAGCCCCACCUAACUUCAAUACCAUAGUGCCACCAACAUCACUUACAUCGGUUAGUCAACAAAACCAGCCUGCACCAUCACAGCCAGCCUCCCAUCAUGCACCUUUACGACGAAUGCAUUCGUUCGCUCCACCAAACACUCUGCCUAUCAACACAUCCUCUGUCUCAGAGUGGCUAAAAUCUAAUGACGCCCAUCUCAUCCAGGGUCCUGGUCGGCCCGGUUCUGUCCUCUCUGACCAUGCUCCAUUGUCUCCACAGAGCAGCACAGCAUCAUCGGGGAGCGGGAGCGACGAACACAGGGAAGAUGGUCCCCAUCCUGUGAGAAAUACAUUUAUGGAGGAAGGUAGUGGCAUGCGAGAUGUACCUCUAUGGCUAAAGAGCCUCAGGUUACACAAGUAUGCCUACCUGUUCCAACAAAUGACAUAUGAAGAUAUGAUGAGUAUCAGAGAAGACUGGCUUACUCACCAGAACGUUACCAAGGGUGCCAGAAAUAAGAUUGUUCUCAGUAUUAAAAAACUUCAGGAACGACAAGAUGUACUUCGAAACCUAGAAAGGGACAUAACAGAGUCAGGGUCCAUCAAGAAUUGUAUCACAGAGAUGAAGCUAAUGCUCAACAGUCCUCUCAAAGCCUUCUACAAGCCCGAGACCGACACCCAGGGUACCCUUAAUUCCCCGGGCUCCAGCGGCGACGCUGACAACACUAUACAGGAGGGAGAUAUUCCUGGCCAGUUCACACGCCUUAUGACUAAAGUGUUCACUCAGUUGAUGUUAACGAGUCCGUACGAUGAUGAGGGUCUAAACAUGUAUCUGCAACUCAUUGAUAAAUGUAUCAACCAUGAGGCUUUCUCACAGAAACAGAAGAGGUUACUUGACUCAUUCAAACAACAAGCAAGAAAAAUCUGGCAACCUGCACCAGUCAAGUACAGCUAUGACAAAAAACCAAGACCAAAUUGGGGUAAUACAUUUCCAAUGGGUAAUGUGUACAACAGUCGUCCUAUACAGAGAAUGGGUGUAAAAACUUCACCAAAACCUCCUGUUCAGGGUGGCAUGCAGUGGAGUUUCGGGGCUAAACGGUCCCUUGUGGGUGGCACAAGCAGUUCAGGGCAUCUACAGCUACAGAGAAAUAACUCCCAUAAUACAGCAGUCUUCUCAAGGCCAGGAAUGGUCGAGCAUCCGGUGAAGCAACCUGUGACGCGUACACAAUCAGCGCCACUGCGGACUCACAGUAUGCUGUAUGGUGGCUUGCCAAUGAGCGAGUCUCAGGCAACGGACACAGAGAUUAAUGCCAGACUUGACUCCCUGUGCAGAAGUGUCACCGAAUGUGCAUUGGCUGGAUCAGAUGGAAAUGAGCGGGGCUCGGCCUACUGAUCAGCAAGCCUGUCAUCUGUUGAUGUGUUUUCCUUAUAAAUGAACACUUUAAGUGCUUUAUAUAUAACAGUGAGUGAUAAUUGAUUGCUGUAAAUAUUAUGAGGAGAAAUCCAACAUAUUAACAUUGUCUAACAAUGAUCAAUGGACUCUUCAAAAGAGGAGUACAGAAAAACACAUUUUGAAUCUUCACUUUGGAGAUAAAAUUGAAUGGACUUUGGACAGUUGGAAAUGCAGGUGCAGAAGAAUUGUUUAAAGAAAGCUGAUCUGUUAAACAGAGACACUGAUUCUAUAGACUGAUGUGCCAUCUAGAGAUGGGGAAUACAAUCCUUGGGGAAACUUUAGAUUGUUAUAAGUUUAUUAAUGGUAAGGAUUAAAUGUUACACUGAAUGAAAUAUUUAUUUUGUAGUAAAAUGCCUUCUGAGAAGAAUGAUUCAGGAUUUCAGAUUCUUAAACAAGUAUUCUUCCAGUAAAGAUAUUACUGAGUGUUGUAAAUGUAUAGGUUUUUGUCAUUGCUAAUGAAAUAGGUUUUGCGAAAUUCUGAACAAGACAUCAAACAAGUAGUUGCUUCACAGUUAAUAAGAACUUAUUGGCCACUUAAAGUAUAUACAUAAAAAAUACUAUCACUGAAAGUAAUAGGAAAUAAUAUCAUGUACUUAACUAUACUAUGCUACACUAUGAAAAUGCAAAUAUUUUUAUUUUCUAUAUAAUGCAUUCAAUUAUAGAUAAAGAAGUGAAUACUAAAUUUCCAAGUGGUACAGAGACUGUGUUUCAUAUGGUUGAUUGUUACCAUGGUUUCAGUCAUUACAUUCUUUUUCAGAGGCAUAGUUUUGGAAUCUGACGUUCUAAUAACUAAUUAUAAUAACUAAUGAAGGUCAUAGUAAUGACCGAAUCCAGUAGAUUUAAAUAAACAACUGAGCCAAACAUACACCCGGUGUUGACAUGUAGUUCCUCUAUUUCUUCACUCUGUCUAACUUGUAAUAUAGUAAACUGCUUUCACUAAAUGAUAAACUAUAGCAAACAAAAGUUUUUCCAAAGAUGUACUGGUAACCGUUUAAACAAAGUGCUCAAUAUUUUUACAGUUUUAUAAAGUUUGCAUUAGAGAUUUUUGUUUUGUGUUGAGUUUGAAUGUUGUGAUGUAUAAAUUACACAUAUUUCACAGAAUGUGUUAUAACUGUAUAAGGAAAGGUAUUGGAGGUGCUUUCACAAUUGUUUAAACAGGAAUACAUUUCUACAGAUUACUGUGGAAUCAUUUAAUUUCAUGGGUAUGAAAUUUUGUGUUUUUUUACCAAAAAUCAGAAUUUCAUAAAGAUACGAAUUAAAGGAUUUUAUGUUUUGAGGAUCAAAUUAAUGGAACUUUGAUGUGUUUUUAAAAGACAAAAUUUUAUGAUCUACUAAUCAUGUUGGAUUCCGAAAGAAAAGAAAAAAGUUUAUAUAUGCUAUAGAAAUGUUUUCUUGUGAUAUAGUUUAACGAUAGUAUCAGUUUUGAUGUGAAAUGUAAUGUCAAUUCCUUAAUAUCAGUUAUUGCUUCCUACAAGAUAUGCCAGUAAAAUUUUAAUAUUAUAUAUAAUUAUGAAUUAGCUAAUUUUUUUGUAGACAAUGCAAUUUUUGUGGAAAUCUUUAUUAAAUUUCCUAAAGUACAUGCUUUAAAUAUGAUACAUAUAACAUUAGAAAGGUUACCAUUUCAUACAUGUAGUUAUCCUCUAUACAUAUUAAGUGUCUGCUUCUCGGAAAAAUUUAAUCUAGUUGCUCAGUACAUGAAAAUGUACACAUUUGAUACUUUUGAUUUAGGAUUUACAUGCAUAUUUUUGAUGUGUACAGCUAAAUUGUGUCAAAACUGUUACGUUAUGCAAACACAUACAGAAAUGAAUGAAGCCCUACUCAUAGUCAUACAGAUAUGAAAUUGCAACCCCUUACCUGUUUUUUUUCUGUCUACUUUUGUUUUUCUAUUGGACAUAACUUAUAAUACUUGUAAGUUCUGUUCACUGGAAGAAUGUGGCUUAUUACAGAAUAUUUAAAAUUGUUAAAAAUCUGUAGUUCAUAUUCUGAACACGUUUUAUGAGCUUCCCAUGGGCUAAAGCCUUUUCAUAGACUUAAGCAAUAAAUGACUGGAGUCUCGUAACUAAGAUAUAAAAAGUCAGUGUGUUAUUUUAUUAAUUUCCUUGCAUUGUUGAAGGUAGUACUGUGUGAUAAACUUGAAAUCAGGCAUGACAUCAUUUAUCCUGAUAACAUAGAACGUUAAAUGCCUGGGCCUGGCAUGUGGAAUGGAAAAACAUCCUGCAUAUAAAUGUCACCCUGUGUAUACAUUUAUAAAAAUGGCAACAUUACUUGCUUUGAAGAUAAAAAAUAAUAACAAAAUUGUUGACAUAAUGAAACAAUGCCUUCAAAUCCACUUAAAGUUUUCAGAUAUCUCAAAUCAUAGGUAAUUAUCUCAAAAUCAGCACAUAGAUCUAUACAUUUUAUUAUGCCACGGGCAUAUAGCAAUUAAACUGUCCAUCCAUUUGUCUGUCUGUUUCCGUUAUCUGUACAAGAUUUUACUGUUUUGCUGCCAGUGUACGGCCCACAUUUUUGACUCAAUUUAGUUCUUGUUCACUCUCAUCAAUCCUUGUGGCAUGACCUACAAACUUACCUAUAUAUGAAAGACGUUGACCCUCAUGACUUUCACCUUCAAACUUAAAACCUUAAUAAAAAGUUUGGGUCCUAGAGCCCACAUAAAUUGCACAAUUUAGUUCAUACUCGCACUGAACAAACCUUGUGGCAAAACAAACUAGUUCAUACUCGCACUGAACAAACCUUGUGGCAAAACGAACAGACUGACUUAUAAAGAUGACCUUGUGAUCUUCACCUUUAAACUUAAAAUCUCAACAACAAAAAACCCCACCUUUGGUCAUAAACUAGGGGGCAUUAUUUUGCUAUUUGUAAACGCAGCUCCUUGUUUAUUUCAGCAUGCAGAACUAGCUUAAUACAUAGUACUGGUAUAGCUGUCUUGUAUUACAGAAACUUGUCAGCACAAAUAAGCAUUUAAUUAAAGAGACCACUGUUGGGCACUGACAUCAUGGUAAAACAAUCUUAAUUUAAAGAAUAUAUCUUUUUCCAGGGUUGUUAAAAACAUAUGCUGAGAAAUAAAGACAGAUGUGUUAUGCAGUGUUAACAUCAUUCUUGGUUUUAUUUAAAAAGUAGGUAGCAUAUCAGCCUAUCAAAAUUUAGAUUUUUAAAGAGAAUAAAAAGAAUAAUUUUUUUUCUAGCAGUUGUCGCCCAUAAAACUUCCGUAGUUCAGGUAUUCAUAAUGUGCAAAGAUGUUUACGUGAUAGAAUGGUACAGUUUGGAUGCCAUAUUAAGACAGUCUGAUUAAAAUAAUUGUAUUUCUGGACAUUGUCAGCCAGCUGUGGUUCAUGUAGAGAAGUCUGUCUGCAUCUUGCCAGUAUCUAGAUAGUAAUAGGUAGAAGUCAAAUUUAGGUUAGAGUGAGUUGCAUUAUAAAAGAAUAUAGAAGUGUUAAACCUAACAAAAGAAAUGGUACUGUUAUACAUGUAUUAACUUGGUUCUCGGAAAUUUGUAGAUCUCGAAAGCAAAUUAUUAGUCAGAAGAAGUGUUUUGUGUUAUUUUGCUGUUCAUAUAUCAUGCAUACAUUUCUUCAUUCUCCUUAAUAAACACUUUCUAUCUUUUUAUUUUAAAGUCUAAAAGGGUUGUGUGUUAGUGCCUUACACCAGAUGUAAAGAAACAAUAAAAACAGAAACACUUCAGAUAUUAUAUGCAUACCUGAUAUUGUAUAUUGUUCUUGAGCAUGCAUGUUGGGCAUAUACAUAGAAAAGUCAAUGCCAAAUUGACACAUUUAAUCAUGCUUUCAAAUUGAUUUUAAGUAUAAUUUUAGCCGCAUCAUGAGAAAACCAACAUAAUGGCUUUGUGACCAGCAUGGAUCUGACCAGGAUCCAUGUUGUUCGCUUUCAAAGCCUAUUGAAAUUAGAGAAACUGUUAGCGAACAGCAUGGAUCCUGACCAGACUGCACGGAUGUGCAGGCUGGUCUGUUUCCAUGCUGGUCGCAAAGCCACUAUGUUGGUUUUCUCAUGGCGCGGCUCAUUUAUGUAUUGUCUUGUAACUAGAACAUCUGAUUGGUUGUUUUCGAGUACCACUCUCAAAUUAACCAGUGGCAAGGUUGCAUGCUGAAUCUAGCCUUCAAACUAUUUCUUGUAACUUUGGAAUGUAAAACUAGUAAAUUACAGGUAAUACUGGCAUAUUGCAUGACUUUGUUGCAAGUGGGGUGCUUUUUUUAACUAAGGUAGAUAAUGUUGAUGAGCGACAGAGAAAUGCAUAAUCUGUUGUAACAGAAUAUUUGCUGCUAACGUUUAUAUGACUAUUCUUCCUUAUAUUUUGUUUCAUUCACUAGACCGCUUAGCAUAUUUUACUUAUUUAACUUUUUCUCUACAAGAGAUUGAACUGUAUUUGAAGGAAAAUAGGUAUAACCCGAAAAUGUAGCCAAAAUACUACGAUUUAGUACUAGGUGAUUUUUGUUUUUUGAAAAUCAAAUAUUUCAGUUAUUAAGUUAUGGCCAUUAAUCAAGAAAAUGUAGAGUAAAAACUAGUCUAGAAUUAAGAAGUAUUCAGUUUCCAGAGAAAAAAAAUAACUUCUCUUUAUAAUUGCAGAAGAUAUAAAAGCUCAUUGAGUGGUUUGUUCAAAGUUAUAAAGGUGCCAUAAAUACAGCUUCGAUUCGGUCAUUUCAUAUGCUCAUUGACAGGUAUGUCAUUGAUAUACAAGUAUUAUUAAAAUUGGGUGCUUUUUAGUAUUUUAUACAUUUAGUUGCUGAUGUUAAAACAGUUUUGUUCAAUAUAUAGGUUAUUUAAUCCCACUGAAUCAAUUUCUCAGAUACAAGAUGAAUUGUAAAUCUGGUAAUGAUUGCUGUAUAUUUUUGUGUUCUGCAGAAAAUUUCAAGUUUCUAUAAGUUGUAUAAAUUAGUUACCAAGACAUUGUAGUCUUAUUUCAAAUUACUGCCUUUAUGUACUUGUAUCGCUUUUGACCUGGUAGGUUAGUCACCGAUAAAUAUACCAAACAUAUGACACUGCUAUUGUCUGUUGAAAAAGAAAAAACAGGUGAAUGUGAACAUUCUAGUAAAGAAAUUUCCAAACAGAGUAUGUGACUAAAAUAUAUAUGUGUAAAUAGACUAAGUACUGCAGGCACAGUUGUCAGUGAUGACCUACUGUACAGUGUAUAUAUGUUGGUUUAAUAUUACAUGAGUUGUAUGCUUCCAUUUACUGUAGAGUAUAUUGUGUAAAGGCAAUAUCCUGUACUUCAUUCACAUAUAAACUGACAGAGGUAUGUUAUACAUACCGAAAUAGUGUGUAUACAACAGAUUAUUUCUUCACAUUUUACUUAUUUCUGUGGCCUUUGUUUAUUUGUUUGUUUUUUGCGUAUUCAAAAAGUUAAGUAAUAUCUCCACAUAUUUUUUCAAUUGCACAGUUUUUGUUUUUCAUUCUGUGGCCUGUGCAUGCCAAAAUUUACAUGAUCGACAAAUUUGCAGCUUCAUAGUUUGGGUGUUGUUUUUUUUUGUGUACAUGUAUGUGUAAUUAUUGUAAAAAAAAUACAUGAUACAUCAUUGUGUACAUUUAUGACUAUUUUCAGUUUGUAAAAGACGCGAAUUACACCAGUGUUUACAUUUAUUGCCUCAGAGAGGCUGUAUUUAUUGUUAUUAAUCAUAUGUUACCAUUGCAAAGUUAUUAUAUCUUAUUUAUUUUAUGGAUAUGUUUAUACCAAAGUGCGUACUAUUUAAUUUACAGUUAAUAUUAUGUUUUAUCCUCAUUUUGUAUGAUAGUUACGGUUUGCAAGGGGUGGUAUAGGUGUUACAAGUAAAUGUUUAUUAUUUACAUAUUUAAAAUAGUUACCUUUAUAAGACUAAUAAUGUACACAUUAAGGGCAAUGGUAAGAAUUAAAUUUGUUAGAAUCAAAUUGGGGUUUAAUUUUUUUUUUCAAAACUGUUCAUACAUUUUAUAAUUACAAUAUCCACUUUAAGUUUUCCAUAAGAAUUUAAAAAAUGACUGUGAGAUGAUUUGUUUGAGAGGUUUGUUAUAGAGAGAGAGGAAGACAAGGUACACUAUUGUCAAAGGGAAGUAACUUGAACACUUUGUGUUUAUUGGCUUACAUUAAAUCUUGUAUUCUUGCAAAUUUUUGGUUAGGUUUUCCAUAGUUGUUGUUCCACUAUGGUGUGAAAUAAUUAUCAUUUUUGUAAUGCUUUUGUCGUUUUUGGGAUCCUGGGAUUUAUCCUGAGCAGACUUCUAAAAAUAGAUUUGUUAACAGUACACUGUUAGACAUUUAUAUGGUAAUGUUGCUGUAAAAUAAAGAUAUCUUUGAUUGACCAAAAUUUCCCAAAAUUAAAAUCAGUCUAGUUAUGCAAGUUCGAAAUUUAAUGUAAACAGUAAAUAUUUCCUAAGAGUUUUGGGGAACACUAAUUUUCACCAAAUAUUUAAUCCCUGUAGAACAAUUCUUAAUUCUGACUUCACAAAAGUCCCCAUUCUAUUGACCAUGCAUAUAACAAUUUUAAACUGCAGUAGCAUAUCUUGUCUCUCUCUCCCUGUAUCCUGGUGUAUGUACAGUUGUUUUAUUGUUGCAUUGUUCUGUUGUUAGAUAUUACCUCCCUUUGAUAGGGAGGAUUCAUAGUGCCCAUGUUUGUUUUCAAAUUAUGUAGAUAGAAAUGUUUCAAUAAUUUUGUAUUCAUGCUUUGAAAUUAUACUAAGCAGUAGUUGAAAGUUGGUGCCAGGUUUCGAAUGUAGAGGGAGGUGAAUUUUGAUUGAGGAGAAGUUAUAUAUUGGUGUCAAAAAUUGAGUAUGUCGAGAGCUGAAUAUUGGUGCCAGGAUUUGAAUGUAAAGUAGAAUUUUGUAAAAUGUAUUAGCUUCUUUCUAAUUAGUGCUAAUUAGUUUGGAAGUUAAGAUGAUAGAAUUUUGUAUCGGGGGUGUGAUCUACUCACAAGCAUGGUUUUGAAAAUAAAAAACAUUUUUAAUCAUGUUAAGAAAUCAACAAAAAAGAAUAUUACUCCAUGGACGUCCAUAGAAAAUUGAAAUAUUUUGUAUCAUUUCGUAAGUUCAGAAGUCACCUUUUUAGUCAUAUAUUGCUAAUCACAUUUUGAAAGAUGGUUUUGUAUUUUUGUACAAUAAACGAUAUUUGAUAUUCAAUACUCUGAUAGGGGUUACAGUUUUUCUGUUGGACAGAAAAUUAUGGGAUUUUCAAGAGAGAAAAAAAUCAUGUGUGCAUAAGGAAAUGUUUAUUUGUUCUUUUAAGAGUGAUCUCAUUAUAAUGCAUGCAAAAUAUAAAUUUGUGCAGGUCCAUAAGGAAUAUUUGCACUCAUACCAGGGUAUUUUAUGCAUAGCAUUGUGGGAAUGUAGGAUAAAAAUGGUAUAGUGUGCCAUUUUGUCCAUGAAAUUUUGAGACAUGUUAACCAUGUGUCCAUGGCAUAUUAAGUAUGGUAGAUCAUUUUGUGUGAAAAUCAUGUUUAUAAACUGGAUUAUUUUACCAAAGCUGUCCAUAUUUUGCCUUGUCUGUGUGGGUACAAAACACCAUUUUGUCACUGGCAUUCUGGGAAGUGAUGUGUGGCAUUCUGGGAAGUGAUGUGUACUGUACCAUCUGAGAUCUAGCUUAUUUUUAGAAAGUAAAUACCGGUUAUCAGAAAGUGCUGGCCAUGAAUUUUUUGUGUGAUCUGAUUUUGUCUACUUCAGAGAAGUGAGAGGUAAUUAUACAAUAAGUUACCGUUGAAUGGUGAAAAUAACUGAUUUUAACAUAAGUCUUGCUGCAACAUUUUAGCAGGUGUCAUUUUAACUCAUUUUAAAAAUUUAAUUAAAAUUGACUGUUUUUUUUCUGUUAAAACAGUAGAAUUAUGGUGUAUAAAUUCUGGUCAGUAUUUAAGUCUUGUACAAAUGUUUUUUGGAAGUUAUUUCUCAUAAAAAUGUUUCUUAGAAGUUAUUUUUCAAGUUUAACAGUUAAAAGAAGUUUGAACUUUGUCAGUUCGUGUUUGAGCAGUUUUUCAUUAAUUGUUCUUAUUCAAAAUGUUAGAUAAUAUUUUUUAAAAACUAAAAUAAAGAAGUUUGAAAUAUAGUUGCUAUAGUUACCGGUUGUGUUUCUAAUAUUUAUGUCAGUUUGAUAUUUUUAAUACUCCUGUUGUGUUUGAAAGUUUUACAAGUUCUUCAGUGUUAAGUAUUUGUUAAGAUACAGUUUGAAAAAUUAAACAAAAUGGCAGUUGAAUAUUCUAUCAAAGAUUUAACUAAAAAUGAAAUGUUAAUAGAACGAUUUUUAUUUGCUUUGUUAAUGAAAUAUACAGUAGAAAUUUUAAAAAAGAACAACGCAGUGCUCUCGAGUAAUUAAAGGGCUAUGUUUCCAUAUUUAUGUCAAUUCUGUGCUUUCAUUGAUUGGUUAUUUUAAGUAAAAAGUAAAAACAGGAUAAUACAUUGACUAUUAGGCAGUGUUUAUUUAUCAAAACACUGGGUAGUCUGUAAAAUAUGUAAAACACUCGCAAAAGUGUUGUCACACUACACACUAUAAGAAAAUAUUUUUUUAUAACUGGAAUUAUGCUGUACCUAUGUCCGUACUCAUCAAACAGUGAAUUAAAUUGAAUGGAUUUGUGAUCGAGAACACUCUACAGAUUUUUUCAAAUGUAAGUUAUGGAAACUAGACAUAAAUCUGGAGGUGAGCCCCUUUAAUUAAGUGAUAUGGAACUAUAUGAUCUUAUCAUUAUGCAAAAGUAUUUUUUAUACCAAAGUUACCAAUUAACUGCGUUUGGCUAUAAGUGUUACAUUUAGUGAUUUUUAAAGAUCCAUAGAAUGUUUGAUAAGCACAGCUUUGUAGAAAAGUCACUAUAACUGUAUGAUCAAAUCCUCUCAUAGAGUAUGUGAACAUUUGUGGGAAUUGUUUUCUCUUUUUCAAAUAAAAUUAAAAACUUUA
Molecule: messenger RNA, 11875 nt
Organism: Mercenaria mercenaria
Lineage: Eukaryota; Metazoa; Mollusca; Bivalvia; Venerida; Veneridae
Product: protein Smaug homolog 1-like
Exons: 12
Coding region: 781-2964 (727 amino acids)
Biological process (GO): regulation of mRNA stability; negative regulation of translation; nuclear-transcribed mRNA poly(A) tail shortening
Cellular component (GO): P-body
Molecular function (GO): translation repressor activity; mRNA binding; protein binding
Source: RefSeq, a predicted model, not a curated record